Molecule: messenger RNA, 2795 nt
Organism: Sycon ciliatum
Lineage: Eukaryota; Metazoa; Porifera; Calcarea; Leucosolenida; Sycettidae
Exons: 7
Coding region: 981-1379 (132 amino acids)
Source: RefSeq, a predicted model, not a curated record
AUGUAGCUGAACCAUCGGACCUUAUUUGUCAGCUUGGAUCACGUGAUCCAUCCAGCUGCCGCGUGCGGCAAACAGCCCAAAUAGCGCUAACUCUGGCCUGCGAGCGUUUGCUGCGACUAGCGCGCUAGCGCUCGUGACAUACACAAACGCGCUAGCCAGAAUGCUUUGACUUUGAUGGCUUUCAGCUUCUAUUUUUUGAAAAGUAGCGCGCUCAGACCAGCUCGCUCACUCUUUUCCUCUUCCAUUUUUUAGGGCAAUUGUUUUGUUUGAUAGACGAAGCUUAGGGUCUCUUUGGGUUUGCAACCCUUACCCUCCUGGAAAAAAUCAUAGUUGUGCUAGACUGCGACACUUCAGACCAGGUACUAUUAGAGCCGCUAAUGGACGACGAGCUAUUUUCCGCUAUCCGGAGCUCAAGCAUUUGAGCCGCUAAAUGGACGAGACUCCUGGGGUAAAGGAUGCAGAGAAUGAGGAGAAAACACUCGUAUGGAGCAGGGAGUAGGUAUUGUACUACUUCCUGGUAUGGAGCACUGAGAAGCGCAAUGUGCAACAGAAAUUACCAUGGUGAUACAGUAGAUUACCGUGUGAAGCGGUGUGAGAUGCAGCAAAGCAUUAGGCGAUUUGAUCGCAGGACAAGAGAGGAGCUGAUGGACGAUCUCUCCAGUGUCCCUCUUGGUUCGGAGCAGCGCCGAGUGCUGACGUUGGGACUUGGAUCCAAGGGACUGCCAUGGGUUCGCCUGCAGCAGUGGUCUAUGCCGACAUUGUUAUGCUGUAUUUGGAGAAGCAGUACGUUUUGCCGAUCUUAGAGGGGGAGGGUUUAGAGGUUCAGGUUUAUAGACGCUUUAUCAUUGCAUGGUUGCGAAGGUCAAGCUCAGCGCACUUUAGAUAGGAUUAAUAAGUGUUCGGCCCUCAAGUUUUCUCAUGAACUGGCACAUGAUGGCAUUGAUUUCCUGGACACCACAGUUUUCCGUAGUAAGGGAUACAUGGCGGUGAAGCCUCAUUUCAAGUUCGCCAAUCGUUUCCUGUAUCUGCUUGUCGGUAGUAACCACCCCUGUAGUAUGGGCAAAGGUGUGUUCACUGGGGAGUUGAUCCGUAUCCGUCGGUCUUCGACCCUUGACCACCACUACGAAGCUGCUGCCGAGCGGCCGAAGCAGGCUUUCCGGGCCCGUGUAUACAAGCGCCCCAUCUUUCAUCUUUCAGACCCGUACACUAGGAAUGGAUGCGCAGGGAAGAGUUCUAGCAUCCGUAGCUGCCUCAGGGGGUGCCACUUCUCCCAUCAGCGUCGACUAGUCCGCCGAUCUCACUCAGCUCUGCUCUCCGAGCAUGCUGCUUCCAACACGACUUCCCGAAAGAAAAUGUGCUCGCGCAUUAGAAGGAGGUGAAAGAUGCACCUGCAGGAGAAUACAUGCUUAAGAGAAGGCAGAAACAUGCCCGGAUCCACCAGAACUAGUGCUGGCAAGUCAACAGAGGCGAGUACUGAUAAUGUUCCAGAUUGUGGUAGGAUCACAUAAGCAAAAUUGACACUGGGAGGCACGGCGGUGGGUCAGCUCAUGGCCAGCGCCAGCUCCAGUGGAUAUCACGUGCAUCCAGUUCUAGUAGGGAUAUCAGCGAACGCACUGCGCAGCCCAUCUGCGCAGGUCAGCCUGGCCCAUCUACGCGCGGCCGACAAGAAAACUCAUGAACACUUUCAUUUUUUUGCAAAAUAAAUCGUGCGAAGAAGAUGCACGGAAUGGCUGAAAACUAGGCUGAGGAAUAGUAGCAUCCAGAGACUCUCAAACAAAUUCAUGGUCCAUCGCUUCUGACAAUGGCAGCGAAGACAUCAGGGAGCUGAUUGCAGCAACUCUCUACCAAGCGCGAUGCUGGUUACUCACCAGGGCAGGGCGCUUCCAUCGCGCAAGAAAUGGCCGCGAGCGAGAAAUGGAAGUCCGAUUUUGGAACGAUCCAACCAGGGAAAUUCCUUGAAAAUUGGCCUGAACACCUCUCAUACUGGUGUUUCACGAUGUGCAAACUUUCAGAGAAAUCGACCGGGGAGAACGUGGUGAGUACGUGGGUCCUCGAGUAUCGCGUAUGAUUUGAAUGGUCGCGGGGACAGAAGAACAGUAAUUUUACGACUCCCAGCGGUGCAAGCAGACCGCGGCCAUGUUUUCUCUGUCGGCCGCGAUCACGUUCAAAAAAUCGAUGACGCAAUGCAUGCGCAGAGGCCUGCGCAGUGCGUUCGCUGACAUCCCUAGUUCUAGUACUAUAGUAUGACUGCUACAAAGUAGUGCGGCCCAAAUAGAACUCGGGUCAGGUGCCGAAGAACUGGGGGGUGGGGGGGCAUGUAUCAAUGAAUGGUAAUAACUCCGGAAAUCAUGCUGGUGUAUCGAGGGCGUGGGCCAAUGAAGUGCUGGAUUGAUGGUGGACGACUGAACUGCAAUCUUGGCUGGUCCCACUAUCGCAGAGACAGCACUUCCUGGUGCAACCACCCUAUCCUGCAAUCUAUAUAAUAAUUGUUAUAAGAGAUUUGUGUGAACGAUUUUAGCAUGAUGCAAGUCAGCUUAUUGUGCUGGGGGCCUGGCUACAUGUCACUAUAGCUUUUUAUAGACUCGAUCACCGCAUUACGCUGCCUUGCGUUGACUUGAUUGAGCACUCUUUUUGGUUAGUGUCAAAGGUAUAUGUAAUAUGUAUCUGCCUUCGUGCAAAGCUCUCUUUGUGCGUGUCUUGCAGAUAGCUCGCUGACUUUGAUGCUUUGAGCCAUUUUCAAAUUGCUUUUUUUGUUCAUUUCAUAUAGACCGUAUUGCCAUUUGUUUAACCUCCCG